This is a messenger RNA of Pomacea canaliculata, 623 nucleotides long. RefSeq names its product acanthoscurrin-1-like. NCBI's taxonomy places the organism in Eukaryota, Metazoa, Mollusca, Gastropoda, Architaenioglossa, Ampullariidae. Bases 137 to 499 code for a protein of 120 amino acids. The record is from RefSeq and is a predicted model, not a curated record. The transcript has 3 exons.
GUCCUGGCAAACGAUGAUCUCAGACCCUUGAGGCUACUGGCGAAGCCUUAUAUAAGCGGCUGUGAGGUGAGCUUGAGACAACGAGUGAGGCUUGCCAUCCAGCAGUUGGUAGACAUCAUCUCUUACAAGACCUAAGAUGAAGGCUGUCGUCGUCGUUCUUCUUUGUGCCCUCGUGGCUGUCAGUGAAGCUGGCUUUAUUUCCCCAGGCUACGGCUUUGGUGGAUACGGCUACGGCAUUGGCGGCUUUGGUGGCAUUGGAGGUCUUGGAGGUCUUGGUGGUCUGGGCGGCUUUGGCGGUCUGUACGGUGUCAAAGGAAUCGGCAUCGGAGGCUUGGGUGGCAUCGGCCUCGGAGGCGUCGGUCUCGGUGGAAUUGGCAUUGGGGGCAUCGGCCUCGGCGGCAUCGGCCUUGGUGGCAUUGGCAUCGGUGGCAUCGGCCUUGGUGGUAUAGGAGGUGGUUUCUACAGAGGAUUCCCGUACUACAAGAAAUACGUCUACUAAGAAAUGAAGAAUUCAAGCCGCUGACGUCCAAGGAGAGGAUUUACCCAUUUGAAAUGGUAAAAACAGCAAUGUAAUGGCUACGUACACAGCUUUGAAGCAAUAAAUCUAUUAAUCAACGAUUAAA